CGUAUCAAGAAAGAAAAAGAAAAAGAACCAAAGAAAAAGAAAUCACCAUCCCACAGUUAAGUCUGCCUUGCUACAGCUAAACAGUGACUUCUAGGACCAAGAAAUCGCAGCCAGGGCUAGACCGGUGUUUGCCCUAAACUGGGACUUGCUUAGGCUGAGAAAUCACAUUUUGGCUUAUUGAUUUGGACAAGAGGUACAAAUCGCAGGCACCGCGAAAUCGAAACUUGCGAGAACCAAGAAGCCAACGACGCGCGAAACCGCAGGAGCCUGCGACAGAGACGCGAGCGGAGCCGCCAGGGGAGUGGGUUCUGGAGGCUAAACCAGAACCCGUGGGACGCCGCUCGCGGCGCUGUGAAGAGACGGCGCCCGCGCAGCUCCUCUGCCACUUGGCUCAGAAGAGCGGCGGGCUCCCCUGCCCAGCGCCGCCGCCGCCCGGGAACGCCAGACUCUGCGCAACUGGCUGCGACUCGAAGUCCCUCAGAUCAGCUACCAGAGCGCUGCCGCCACCGAGAAAAUGGAGGCACCGAGGAACAAGCUGUGCCGCGACCAAGAGAACUCGGCUCCGCGAAAUGGCGGUGCCGGGACUCUGCGAGUGACGCCAGCCGGAGGAGUUCCCAAGGACAACAUCCGUUUUGGCGCAACCAACUGUGUUGUCACGGAGAAAAUGUCGACCCUCGGAAAAGAGAGGUUCUGCGACCGAGAAAUUCGGUGCAACAAGUGCUGUGACAGAAACCCCCCCCCCCCCCCCCCCACCCCGCUCGGCGCUAUUGGCGAAAGAGCCAACAAAACGCUCGGUACUGCCACCCUGACACCGACUUUAGGACAUGGGCCUCGGAUGGAGAAAGGACGAGCGCGGAGCCACCGCGUAACUUCCUAAUGUCUUCAAAUAGCGAAAGUGCUAACCGGAAACUGCCGGCUGGGUUUACCUAUUGGUGUUUCGCUUGGGACCAACAGAUUCCAGAAACCAGAGGGACUGGAACCUAGUAAACUUCGGCAAUUGGGAAAUGACCUACCAGGACAAGUAACUGCUUCUGGCUCCGUGGUGCUGUCGGUCAACAUCCGCCGGCUCUGAGAAACGAGCUGCACUGUCAAUGAGAAACCGUGGGCACUGAGAAAGGAGCGGGCUGCAACUGAUAACUGCCCACCCGUUGCCACUAGGACAAAGUGCUGCCGGCACUACUCCCACCCUCCGUCCUCAAAUCAAUCCUCUCCCGCUUAAGAAGACCUUUAUUUUUCAUACCGAAGUCAUACCGAGGGCCACAGCAACCGACCCCUUGCGAUGUGCAUGGGAAAAGGAGGCAGUAUAGGGAUCGAGAAUCGGGCGGAUUAGGCUGGCCCUGGAAACAAAGUAAAAGCCAUCCGGGUUGCCAGCCAUCUUCCACUGCAAGAAACAAACCUUCCAGUGGCUGGGCUCCGCCCUUCUCCUUGGUCAGAGCCCUCCAGACUCCUAAGGGGAAGCCGACACCUCAUCCCUUUGGAAUUUGAAGCUCUCAGUCCAAGACCUCAGUGGAGAGUGAAAGACACAAUGCCGCCUGACCCAGGCUUCAGGCAUGCCCCAGCAGCUAGGUACCUCUCCAGGGGGUGGAACACUGUGGGAACUGCUAUUUAAUUCUGAUGGUUAACUCUGUCAGAUGGCCUUGAUAUAUGGGAAUAAUCGUUGGAAGAGGGUAGAGGAAAUAAGAACCGCAAGACUCUAGCACAGGACGCGUGGAUUGAUGGUGAGGCCUCUGUUUCCCCUCCCCUUGAAAUCCUCAAAGGGCAGUUCCAUUUCUAUCACCUUUGACCUUUGAAGUUCAUCCCUGAUGUCUUCUCCAUCUUUGGGAAGUGCAGUGCAAUUUCAAGCUCUUGAAUCUUCCCUCUCCCCCAUUUGUCAAAUAUGCUGACGCUACAAACUCCUUUUUUAUAGGAAGCCUGAAACUGCCAUUGAGCAGAAGGAAAACAUCCCUUUCCAGAACCUUUCUCGUUUCUCUAAAAAUCUGCACUUUUGGAAGUGAUCCCCCAAAGAGACCUCCAGACUCUACCAUGAGUGUCUCCAGCUGAACUCAUCAUGUCUAAUCCUCACCCUAGCUUAUCCUGUUCAAAUCAUUUCCAUCUUUUUCUGGAUGAAUCUGGGCGGAUGUCAGACCAGAGAAGAGCACAAAAUGCACCAGAGGUAAGAAGACCCAUUUUGGGCUCUCACUUCUCACCCACUCUCGAGAUGGUCACCUCCAGUCUUCCCCUCUAUACCCUACCCUUUCUUCAGCUAGCCAAAACCUGCCCUGGUACUUGAGGCUUCUUCAAUUGCCUUCUUUUGCAGGCAGUAGAAUAAAGGAAAGAGGGCAGUGUCAAUAGAAGAAAAGUUACAGCCACUUUAUCUAAUUGAAGAUACUGUGCAGAGUCUUUGAAAAAACAAAAUAUCCCACCAACCAUUCCUCUCUCUCCGUUUCUACCCUAGCUUCCUAUUUUAGCAAAAAUGCUGGGAUCAGCACUUCUGGAGGGAAGGGAUCACCCUUCCAGUUUAGGAAUGUGGAGAGGAGUUAUGGAGCUCACUUCCCUAAAGGAAGGGGCGUUCUACUUCCGGCAUUCAGAUUCAGUCUGAUUCCAAUAUGGUGUUUUUUGUGGGGUGGUCAGAGAAAGGGCAAGUCAGGAACUGUAUAUUCCUCAGCUAGAGACUCUAAGACAUUUGCAUUUGGAAAAUCAGGAGAGAUGCUGAUAUUGUUUGGCUCCAUGUCCCCACCCAGCUCUCACUUUGAAUUGUAAUAAUCCCCACGUGUCAAGGGUGAUACCAGGUGGAAAUAACUGAAUCAUGGGGGGUGGUUUUCCCCAUGCUGUUCUUGUGAUAAUGAGUGUGUCUCCAAGAUCUGAUAGUUUCAUAAUUGGCAUUUUCCCCUACUGGCACACAUUCUCCUGCGCCCCUCUGAAGAGGUGCCUUCCACCAUGAUUGUGAGUUUCCUGAGGCCAUGCAGAGCUGUGAGUCAGUUAAACCUUCUUUCUUUAUAAA
Messenger RNA from Piliocolobus tephrosceles (Ugandan red Colobus), 2980 nucleotides. RefSeq lists its product as uncharacterized. The record is from RefSeq and is a predicted model, not a curated record. Bases 515 to 877 code for a protein of 120 amino acids. Lineage: Eukaryota; Metazoa; Chordata; Mammalia; Primates; Cercopithecidae. The transcript has a single exon.